AUCCCUUUCCAAAAGGACCAGCUACCCAUGUCUGAGCAGACAGUGUACUUGUUAACAGACUCACAGAUGCUCCUAUAGGACUGCAGCCACAGGACGCAGAGAGAGAGUUCCCCAAGCUUCAGCAUCUCACCACGGAUUGGCACCUUCUUCUCUUCUCCUAAAUUAACUUCUGCUGAGGGGCCUCAUUUUUACCACGUCUCCUGCAGUGAUCAAAGCUGGCAAGUUUUGGAAUUUAAAGAAAAUCUACUUUUCAGGCUACUCAUCUCACGAUGAUUCCCUUUAUUUCAUUGGUGAUACUAUUGACUGUGUGGGCUUCCGAUGCAAAAAAUGUUCCACAGACAAACAGUGCAUCUGUUGAAAAGGAUAUGUCAAAUCUCGACAUUCAAGUCAUUCAAAGCCAUGGUUAUGGUGAUGAGGAUGUAAAACAACUGCAAUUUGACAAGCAUCACAAGAGAGCGCCGCGGGGCGCAGAGAUCAUGGACACAGACGCAGGUGAACCUCAGUCUACCUUCUCACAGUCUUAUGAGAAUGAAUUCUUCACCACACCCAGAGCCACCCAGUACUCUAACUCAACCCUAGACACUGGAGCCACUGGGGCCAACACAGAUGGGGACCAGGGCAAUACCAGCACUACAGAGCGGGGCAUCACCCACAUCCACAACCCUCUGUACCCAGUGACUGACAGCUCCUACACUGCCUACGCAGUCAUGUUCCUGUCUCUGGUGGUGUUCGCUGUGGGGAUUAUAGGGAACCUUGCUGUGAUGUGCAUCGUCUGGCACAACUACUACAUGAGGAGUGCUUGGAACUACAUCCUGGCCAGCUUGGCUUUCUGGGAUUUCCUGGUGCUCUGCUUCUGUUUACCUGUGGUGGUCUUCAAUGAGCUCACCAAUAAGAGGCUGCUGGGGGACAUCUCAUGCAGAGUGGUACCAUAUAUGGAGGUGACUUCCCUAGGGGUGACUUCCUUCAGCCUGUGUGCCCUGGGUAUCGACCGCUUUAAUGCUACCACUAGCUCCCAGCCCAAGACCCGUCGGGUGGAGCGCUGUCAGUCCGUCCUGGCCAAGCUGCUGGUCAUCUGGGUUGGUUCCAUGGUGCUGGCGGCCCCAGAGCUUCUCCUAUGGCAGCUCAGUCAGGCCGUGUCUCCAGCCACAGGGGCCUUGAUGGACUCCUGCACCAUGAACCCCACCUACAACCUUCCCGAGUCCAUCUACGCCCUGGUCAUCAACUACCACGAGUGCCGCAUGUGGUGGUACUUUGGCUGCUACUUCUGCCUGCCCGUGGUCUUCACCCUGCUGUGCCAGCUGGCCACCUGCCACGUGUCCCAUGACAGCAUCCCUGAGCGUCUGGAGGAGCGUUCCCCCUCCAAGAAGCAGAAGAUACAACACAACCAACAGGUGGAGCGCCAGCUCAACUGCACCGUGAUGGCCCUGGCUGUGGUUUACGGCAUCUGCGCCCUACCGGAGAACGUGUGCAACAUCGUUCUGGCCUACACCGCCAUGCCCAUCUCUGACAACACCGCCACCCUGCUGGCCCUCAUCAACCAGUUCUUCUUGUUCUUCAAGUCGUCGGUGACGCCAGUGCUGCUGCUGUGCCUCUGUAAGUCCCUGGGCCAGGCCUUCAUGGACUGCUGCUGCUGCUGCUGUGAGGAGUGCCAACCCGGCAGUUCCUCUUCCCCUGGCACUGAGGCCAAACUCAAGAGCACAUCCUCCAUCUUCUUUGACAAAGCCAAGGACAGCUCCACCAUCCUGUCAAUCAGCGGGUCCAGCUGAACUGGCUUCUCCUGCCUGCCUUUUCUUUCCAUCCUAUCACCUAACCUGAUUAGAUGUGGUAACAAAACAACUCACCUUUCAGCAGUGGACAUUCCAACCUCAACCUCACCCCCUUUCCUCCCCAGUCCCACCACACAGGGAUCAGAUGCUGGAUCUCUCCAUGGACACGCCUUUGUUUUCAGUGUUAUUAGUCAGAGGACUGGGAGCAUUUUCAGUGCCACCUUCUCUGUACCUUUAAAGUCUGUAAUGUCUCUCCUUUUGAUGUUCUCUCCAAAUAGAGACCACACCCCAUCCAGUUUUAAGGUGGUUCGUUUUACAGGAAGUUAAGACUGACUAAGUGCAGAUUAGGAGAAGAGCUCCAUUUAAUAUCUUUGUAGAAGUGUCACCCCAAUGUUUUCAUCCUACGGAUUUGUAGAUCAAGAUAAACUGAGUAUUAUGUUAGAUUAUUAUGAAAGGUUUGACUAACUAACAUUCCCUUGGAGCCUCAGAGUGUGGGGCACUGAGAUAAUUAUUUUUGAUGUCACAGCCUAUUUACAUAUCUGUUAAACAAUGUGUGUUCGCUCACUAGCCAACACAGACAAGUGUGCCAUAGAAUUUUCUUCAUGCCCCCCCCCCCCCCCCCCCCCCCAGAUGGAGCUAAUUCAUCUUUAGCCACCCCGUGCCAUUGUAUACAUUAUUACUUUGAGUUUUAUUAAUAAUCAAGAGGGAUGGUUAAGACAUAGUCAUUUCCAUCAAAGUGCUGUGAAUAAUAAAUAUUUGACGAGAUAAUCAUGAAAAGUCUCUAUACAGAGGUCAAGGUUAUCAACCGGUUAUAAGAAGGUCAAGAGAGAAGUCACCUCAUUUUGUGAAUAAGAGACAAAAUGGUUCUGAGAUGUAAAUCCGCCGGCUGUAGUGUUGUUAAUUUAUCCAAUAAAGGUUUAUAAUUUA
Salvelinus fontinalis (brook trout) is the source of this 2693-nucleotide messenger RNA. RefSeq names its product G-protein coupled receptor 37-like 1. Bases 270 to 1766 code for a protein of 498 amino acids. The transcript has 2 exons. Lineage: Eukaryota; Metazoa; Chordata; Actinopteri; Salmoniformes; Salmonidae. Gene Ontology annotation, cellular component: plasma membrane; signaling receptor complex. The record is from RefSeq and is a predicted model, not a curated record. Gene Ontology annotation, molecular function: G protein-coupled peptide receptor activity. Gene Ontology annotation, biological process: positive regulation of MAPK cascade; adenylate cyclase-inhibiting G protein-coupled receptor signaling pathway.